Molecule: messenger RNA, 2630 nt
Organism: Paramormyrops kingsleyae
Lineage: Eukaryota; Metazoa; Chordata; Actinopteri; Osteoglossiformes; Mormyridae
Product: pantothenate kinase 1
Biological process (GO): coenzyme A biosynthetic process
Cellular component (GO): cytosol; nucleus
Molecular function (GO): pantothenate kinase activity; ATP binding
Source: RefSeq, a predicted model, not a curated record
ACUAAUUUGGGCACCUCCAUUGCAUCCGAGUAUGAACGGACGCAUAAAUGCCGGUUGCAGCACUUUCGUCAACGUGCUUCUUAAAUCGCAAUGGGUGCAAAUCAAUGCGAUUAUGAAGGCGCUGAUUAUUUUAAGGCGUGCGGAGUUCGAUCGCACGACAUUAUAGUCGCUUAUAAGCUGGUCUCUUUAACUGUAAGGAAAGGCACCUCCUCCUCUUGUGUUGUGAUGAAACGCUGGAGGUAAUUCGCAGUCCCGUUUCAUUGGGCGCCUCCCAGUCAGGAGGUUGUGCUGAGAGCGCUGCUGAUACGAAGGCCGGGCCUCCUCAGCCAACUACAGGCCGGCAUUUGCGGGCAGGGCCGGCGCAUAAAACUGCGGGGAAUGCGUUUUUCCCCCUAUGCUAAGAAGCAGAAAGUUUUCUUACACCGGCAACACAGGGAAGCCAGCAUCGAGCUUCAGUAACUUCAAAACACAUAUAAACUUAAGGAAUAAAUAGUGCGCUGAAUUGGCUUGAAUUGAAUUGUCUUUGGAAUUAAGUCUCGUGUCAAUUUUGCUUGCACCUGAACAUCACUAUGAAGCUUAAGGGUAUUAAGAAGCCAGCCUUUCCAUGGUUUGGGAUGGACAUCGGUGGGACCCUGGUCAAGCUGGUGUACUUCGAGCCCAAGGACAUCACGGCGGAGGAGGAGCAGGAGGAGGUGGAGAACUUGAAGAGCAUCCGGAAGUACCUGACCUACAACACGGCCUAUGGCAACACGGGCAUCCGCGACGUGCACCUGGAGCUGAAAGACCUGGCCAUGUGUGGCCGCAAGGGCAACCUGCACUUUAUCCGCUUCCCCACGCAGGCCAUGCACCGCUUCAUCCAGAUGGGCCGGGACAAGAACUUCUCCAGCCUGCACACCACGCUGUGUGCCACCGGCGGCGGGGCCUACAAGUUCGAGGAGGACUUCAGAACGAUGGCUGACCUGCAGCUCCUGAAACUGGACGAGCUAGACUGCCUCAUCCAGGGCCUCUUGUAUGUUGACUCGGUCGGGUUCAACGGCCAUCCGGAGUGUUACUUCUUUGAAAACCCGUCCGACCCAGAGAACUGCGUCAAGAGGCCAUUCAGCCUGGACAACCCCUUCCCUAUGCUGCUGGUGAACAUCGGGUCUGGGGUCAGCAUACUGGCAGUCUAUUCCAAGGACGACUACAAACGCGUCACUGGGACCAGCCUGGGGGGCGGUACGUUCCUCGGCCUGUGCUGCUUGCUGACCGGCUGUGAGACGUUCGAGGAAGCUCUGGAGAUGGCGGCCAAGGGGGACAGCACUAAUGUGGAUAAGCUAGUGAAAGAUAUCUACGGAGGAGACUAUGAGCGCUUUGGUUUGCAAGGGUCAGCGGUAGCAUCCAGCUUUGGCCACAUGAUGAGCAAAGAGAAAAGAGACACCAUCAGUAAAGAGGACCUUGCCAGAGCCACCUUGGUCACCAUCACCAACAACAUCGGCUCCAUUGCUCGCAUGUGUGCUGUGAAUGAGAAAAUUGACAGGAUCGUUUUUGUUGGGAACUUCCUCCGGAUAAAUAUGGUGUCGACAAAGCUGCUGGCCUACGCCAUGGACUUUUGGUCAAAAGGACAACUCAAGGCCCUGUUUUUGGAACACGAGGGUUAUUUUGGGGCUGUUGGUGCUUUCCUGGAACUGCUGAAGCUGACUGAUGAUUUGUGAGGAAAAAAACGGGGAACCUGCCUCAUCCGAGAAGCUGCUGCACGGCUUUGAAGAAAGCCAGUAUACGAAAUGUCAAAAAGCCAUUUUAAUAAUUUAACGAGUGUAAAUAGUUUUGAUUUAUUAUUUUUUUCUCGCCUCUUGUUUCCUUGCCCCCUUAAGAUUUUUAUAAACUAAUUUAAACACCGAUGCAGUCAGGAGACAAGUUGGAUCUCGGACAUCACACUUUCCUGGUACUGUGUGUAAAUAUGUAUUUUUAGAAUGUGUGCCAAAGCAGAAUUCUGACCUUCUGUUUGUUUAUAUUUUGGUUAUAUUUGAUUGUGGUAGAUUUAAAAACUGUGAGGACCUAUAUCAAGAAAAUGGACCUGUAGUACACUGGCUCUGUGACACUUUUCUCCUUGCUUUUACUCUGUCCCUCAAGAGGUUUGAUGAGAUUAAUUGAUCUCCAGUUAGAGAAAUGCCUCAAAAGUAGCCGUGACGAAAAGCAAUAAUUUAAUUUUCUGUAAUUUGCUCGAACUUAGUCCACAUUGUCCUGUAGUGUCUGUGCAUUGUCCCCUACCAAACACCUAAGGAAGAAUGUCCUGGCCAUAUGGAAGGUGGGACCAAACUAGACACUUAAUGUCCAGUUUUUAUUCCCUCUCAAUGUUCAGUCUCAUCCCACAUGCCCAGUGAGAGUAAGGUGCAGAUCUUCUACAGGGGGUGUCCACAUAGCGUAUCACUAACUUUGCCAAAAAGGGGUCCAUUUUCUUCCUUCUUCUGAGGUGUACUUUUUAAUCAAAGUGUGAAUCUUUUUUUUUCUUCCCUUUAUGAUGUUUUUUUUUCUUUUGUGACAAGUAGCCCCAGGAGAUUUUAUUCAGACCUUUUUGGUUGUUUUUCAUGACAUUUCAUGAUAGUAUCUCGGUUUCAAGUGAAACUAAAAAGCUGGCUUGUGAACUACUCUUA